UGAAGGGUCUAAAAAUUGAACGGCAAAACCGAUGAAAAGAAAGGCAGACCUGAAUAUUGUUCAAAGGUGCAUGUGAGAGAUCAAUAGACUUCUGAACAAUUGUCAUGCAAGGUCACAACCAAGAACCUUUGACUUGCCCAGGAUCGACUGAGAGCCAAGCAGCAAUAUGACCAGCCGUGGAUAUUAUUUUGUUCUUGCGGUCUGCAUUUUAUUGGGGUCCUGUGUUCUUUUACAAGCAAAAGAUACAAAUAUAUUGAAACGAGCCAAGAGGAAAACACCAACAGUAUAUGACAUCUAUGCACUCAAUCACUUCAUUGAACUCGUAGAGAAGAUCGAGAAGAAUGUGACUAAACUUUACGACGUAGCGACCUACAUUCGACAGGUUGGCUACGACAACGAUUACUGGACCACUGUAAUUGGAACUGCACUUCCCUURCCAAGCGGUAUCUUAUCAAGAACAGAAAUUGAUGUGCUCCGAAACAUGGUUGCCCAUAGAUACGAUAGGUCACGUGARRUGGGAGUCAUUCUCACGCCCGCUGGUAAAACAAUCGCCAUUGGUCACGUGAUUAACGGGAUCUGUGCGGGAAUGGUUCGGGACAAGGAAAUCACCCUUGCCAAGUGGUCGCCAGGUGCUGAAAAUGAGAUYGAUAAUCUGUUCGCAGCAACCAUAUCCAGGGAUGUUGCGCAAGCCGYRCUGGMGAAAAAGAAUGAUGCAUMYCUCCCRUACUUUGGUCCUGGUGGAUCAUGGGAUGACACCAAAUGCCCCGAGGUAUAUACGCGUUCCCCAGACGUCAGCACCGGAGCGUCGGAUGCGGAACUCCUGGGGGAUAUAGACGGGUUUCUUUUGGGAUAUUACCUUCCAAGGUGGGUAAGCAAAGGCGUGCGYCUGGGUCAGUUGCUCAGGAUGUAUUACUCGACUGGAGUCUGUUAYGACAUGUCAGUUGCAAGCUGUAAACGAUAUAGCAAGUUCAAAAGCUUGGUAGAUGGMGAGGGUUURUACGAGGAAAUAUAUGCGGUUGCUAAAGCAAUAUAUCUCAAGAACUCGGCAAGCUACCCCAAUGUUAAGAGAGAGGACAUUUCAAAGGCUACGAAAACUACUAUUGAGAAAUUCCUCCCGUACAUAGCAAAACUUCAAAACGAUCAAAAAUGUCCUGAGAAAGAGGAGGGAUGCGAGCUGCCAGCAAAUCUGGUGUUUGUGAUGGACGAGUCAACAAGUAUAAGAGAUCGCCAUUUCAAAGUUGAAAAGGAUUUUGUCAGAGAUAUUAUCGAUGCUUUCAACGUAUCACCACAGCAAACUAAAGUCUCCAUUGUAGAAUUCUCCRACAGUGCAGCCAUCGACAUCGGUCUCCAUGACUACAGUUCCAAAACGAGGCUUAAAUGUGCUGUCAAUAAUCUACGACAAAGAAAGGGUUACACCCACACUGCAGAGGCCUUGCAGUUAGUCAAGGAUGAUAUCUUUUGGCCCUUACAAAACRAUCAGGCUGCUACAACGACUAGUAAAAGCGAUGUUUCGAAUAUCGUAAUCCUAUUGACGGAUGGGAAGUCGAAUGAUCCUGAUAAGAGGGCUUUACAACGAGUGGUUAGACAAAUGAAAAACGAAAUCCGAGACCUCACGAUGAUAUCAGUGGGUGUUGGUAACUAUGACUACAAUGAACUUGAACUGAUAGCAACAGACCCUUACAAGCACGUGUUUACCGCCAACGACUUCACUGCGCUGCUUCUGUUGGUAAAGAGACUGCAAACCCGAACCUGCACAACUCCAGUCCAGAUGGAUUUGGACUUUAAAGUCGAGGGCAACAACACCAUCGUCACAGCCUACGUCUACCCAGGAAGUUUUAGAUACUUUGCGCUCGCUCCRAGGUUUUUCUACGGCGUCAAAGACAUUGAUAUUGCAAUUAAGCCCAUUUACGGCUCACUUAAGAUCUACGCAUCUCGCAUCGCUGACACACCUGGCCCUUCCAAUCAUACCUACAAACUGGAUCCGAUCGCAAUCGGCCAACAAAUGUCGCUGCACAUCUCAAACCCUUGUUCAGGAUACAACGAGACCACGUGUCCACCAGUGUAUCUUGGCAUCUACGCAGAUCAAGUUAGCUGUGCUUGUACAGAGCCCGAGUGUACCGUCCCUGGUCAAAUCAAGUUUACAAUUCAGAAAGGUACAGGUGGAGUAAAACAAGUUCAAGCGUCGCUUCUGUUCGUUCUUAUCAGCCUGGCACUGUCCUACCUUCUUUAGCUUCUUGGCGUAGUUUCUUAUACAAACACAUAAAAAGGACGUAUUAUCAUUAUGUAUCUAGUAUAGUAUAGAGCGGAUGCAAUUAAACCGUGAAAUAAAACCAAACUAAAUACUAACU
Actinia tenebrosa (Australian red waratah sea anemone) is the source of this 2348-nucleotide messenger RNA. RefSeq lists its product as uncharacterized. The record is from RefSeq and is a predicted model, not a curated record. Lineage: Eukaryota; Metazoa; Cnidaria; Anthozoa; Actiniaria; Actiniidae.